CCUACUCGGAGUCUGGAGUUUGGGGCUGCGGGACCAGUUGGCAUCCAGAGCGGACUAGUCAUCAGAUUUCAAGAUGCUGCGACUACAGAGGACCAAAAUGGGCAGGCUGAGGGCCAGCCUCUCCAGAGGUCUCCACCAUAGAGCCGUGAUGGCCCUCCGGCGGGAGGAUGUCAAUGCCUGGGAGAGGAGGGCACCUCUGGCUCCCAAGCACAUCAAAGGCAUCACCAAUCUGGGAUACAAGGUCUUGAUUCAGCCUUCCAAUCGGCGGGCCAUUCAUGACAAGGAAUAUGUCAAAGCUGGAGGCAUUCUUCAGGAGGAUAUUUCUGAAGCUUGUCUAAUUUUGGGAGUUAAAAGACCACCAGAGGAAAAAUUAAUGUCCAGGAAAACAUAUGCGUUCUUCUCCCACACAAUAAAAGCUCAGGAGGCCAAUAUGAGCUUGUUGGAUGAGGUUUUAAAACAGGAAAUCCGACUUAUUGAUUAUGAGAAAAUGGUGGAUCAUAGAGGAAUACGGGUGGUGGCAUUUGGACAAUGGGCAGGCGUGGCAGGGAUGAUCAAUAUUUUACAUGGAAUGGGUUUAAGGCUCCUUGCUUUGGGACAUCACACACCAUUUAUGGGAGCCCAAGAAAUCUUUAAUGAACUACCCUGUGAAUAUGUGGAGCCCCAUGAAUUAAAAGAAGUUUCCCAAAAUGGAGACCUCAGAAAAGUGUAUGGGACAGUGUUAAGUCGACAUCAUCAUCUUGUCAGAAAGACAGAUGGUGUGUUUGAUCCUGUAGAGUAUGACAAACAUCCCGAGCGCUACAUAAGUCGUUUUAAUACAGAUAUUGCACCCUACACAACUUGUUUAAUUAAUGGAAUCUACUGGGAACAAAAUACCCCUCGCCUCCUAACCCGCCAUGAUGCUCAAAGUCUCUUGACUCCAGUCAAGUCUUCAGGGAUUACUGUUGAAGGAUGCCCUGAAUUACCACACAG
Messenger RNA from Castor canadensis (American beaver), 969 nucleotides. Lineage: Eukaryota; Metazoa; Chordata; Mammalia; Rodentia; Castoridae. The record is from RefSeq and is a predicted model, not a curated record.